Molecule: messenger RNA, 3082 nt
Organism: Effrenium voratum
Lineage: Eukaryota; Dinophyceae; Suessiales; Symbiodiniaceae
Source: the annotation of a GenBank genome assembly
AGCGGUUUUUGGGCCCAGACCCAUGGGAGGGAUGCCCUGGACGUGUAGCGCGCGGUUGGCCGAAAGCCGCCAGGCCGCGCUGCCAUGACCCAAAAAGGGGACACGUACUCUGCAUACGCUCCGAGAGGGCAGAACAAUGCUGUCCAGGAUCACACGUCCACACUGGUCUCCGGGCUCUACCACGACUGUUCAGAGGGAGAUGGAGUCUCAUUAUUCAGUUUCUGCAACUUCCUUGCUCACCAACGACUUUUGUCCUGGGAGUUUGACCACAAGCAGGCAUUGGAGGCCUUCAGACAAUACAGUGGAGGCCCUGAGCAUCCAGAGGAUGCUCUAGACACGGCGCUGCUCGAUGCGAAACAGUUUCGCUCCGCACUGCAGGGCCUGGCCAUCAUGUUCCAUGGCGCAACAUACGGCCUGAAGGCUGCAGAUUUUCGCUUUGAGAGGCAGAGCACAACAGACCCCCGCUCAAGCGACCGGCUUGAUCGCAGGGCGAGUGGCAGGAAUACCAACUUUGCUGGAGAGGCAACUCACAAGAUUCAAGCACUGCAGGACCUCCUGAGAGACGUCAGCCUCCGUAACAGCGAGGUGCCUUUUAGCUUGAAGAAUGUCAGUGAGCAGCGCACUGCCUUCUUCGAUGAACAGGUAAUGCAAACCGCCUACGAGUACGAGCAUGCACUCAGAAAGCUCUUCACACACUACGCAACUGAAGCUUCAACGCCAGGAGUUGUCGAGGAUCGUGCUCAUGCUGUUGGUGCGCGGUCUUUGUACCGUUUGGCACGCGCCAUCCGACUGGUGCCCGACUGUGUUGUCGCAGGUGAAUUCCACGAUGUUGUGCAGUGCUUGCGAAUUAGCAACCCCUCGAAGUCCGUGGAGCGCCGUUUUUUUGAGGAGGCACGGAUGCUCCAGCACGACGAGGACACAAAUUGGAUGCAGCCUGCUGCGGGCACUGCUUCCGGGGAGCCGCGUUUCUGGUUUCCCGAGAUGGUGGAGAUCUUUGUGGUGGCUGCCAUGCAUGCUCCGCCUCGAAUGUACACAGAGAAGGUGGAGGAUCGCGUGGAGCGCAUCCACAUGAUUUUCAAGGACCUCCUGCAGCUGCCGCAGGAUGAGGAUGGCAAGGAGCUCCAGGCAGACCAGUUCCUGCAGGUGGCUUCUGGCCUAAACGACGUGAAGGAGUUGCAACCUGAUGACACCCCGCAGAAUCUGCAAGAGGUGCUGGAUGCGCUGUGCACCCAGUUGCCCAAGCUGGCGCCAAAAAAGGAUCCGCAUAUACCUCAACCACCAGCGAAUAUGAUCGAGAAGCUUCCACCUCAGCCACUCUCGGUGGAGCAGAGAUUGGAUGAGACUAUGAGGAAGAAUCCCACUGGACGAGCAGCGGUUGCCGCAAAGAAGAAGGGGCGGAAGAAAGCGAAGGCAGCAGGCAAAGGGCCAAAGUUGCGGGAGCACUUCUAUGGCGACAUUCCAGUAAAGUGGAACCAGGUCCAAUGGCUUGGCAAAAGACCAGAGAUUCCCAAGCCGGCCAUUCCACCCAUGUGGCAGGUGGACCGUAAAAUCUCAAUGCUGAAGCACUUGGAUGACCACAUCGAGAGGCAGCGGGAGGAGUCCAGCACUGCCAACAUGCCGACAAGUGGCUGGGUGCUGCGGCUUCAGCUCAUUGAUGAGCCCCUUCAGGCACCUGUGUGUGAGAGCGAAGAGGUAUCUACGCUCAUGGAAACCGCCUUGACAUCUCGAAGGCUGCGGCAGUACAGCGUGGCCAUGGCCUUGCUGAUCCGGGCCCGAAAGCUCUGGGCCAAUCUCCAGGCCAAGAGCUCAACGGCGACGGAAUGGCAGGACGUCCAGGCCUGGGUUCCGACGCCCUCUCCUUGGAACACCUUGCAGCAGUUUUCCAGGCAUGCGCAGGAAAUCACCAUGCGGGCAGCGCCUGAAAUGCAGGUGGUGCACGACAUGCAGGAUCAGCUAGAUGCUACCAUCCACACAGGUGACAUGCAGCGCACGGAGAAGCCGAUGCUCAGAAGUCAGACGGAGGCUUUGACUCAAGGACCUGUGAGCAAAGAUUGGAGCAGAAGUCAGACAGAUGGUGCGCAGACCUUCCGUGGUGCUACGCAUGCUGGCAAUACCGCAGGCGAGACAAGGCGUCCGCGAACCAGCAGCAAGUCUUCGCAGUCUGCCCGGGGUCGGUCUCCGACAUGCAGAAUGACUGAAACUGGAUUUGCAAGGAGCUACAACCCCAAGACGGACUUUGAGCUAGCGUUGGGGGACACUGACCGCGAUUUGGAGCGGCUGCCGCCGCAGGCAUCUCUAUUUUUCUUCUGCGAGCUGGCGUCGCUGCAUUCUGCCUUGCAGGAGGAUGAGCUCGCUGCGCUCCUUCUAUGGCGCGCGCAUGGCCAAUGCAAGAGGUUGUCGCCACACGACGUGAACACCGCCAUGGUAUGGAGCGGUCUUGGGCGUGUCGCCUUCCAUAGCGGCAACUUCGAAGCUGCUGCUCGCCUUCACAUGCGUGCCCGUUCUGUUCGCGAACGAGUCCUCGGCGGGGACACCGUUGACACGGCAACAUCCUACAACAACCUGGCCUGUGCUUUAGCUGCCCUGGACCGGCCCCUGGAGGCCGCAGCUUUCACCGAGCUUGCGGUGGAGAUCCUGAGGGAGAUGGCCGGGGAGGAUCACCCCCGGACACAGACAGUCAUCCGUAAUCUGGCCAAGGUCCGUACGGCCCCCAAGAAAAUCUCAAUGGAGGCACCAUGCCUGUACAGCCUUCCUUUGCACGACUUCACUCUCGCCUUGAAGGGAGGGUACAGCCGGCUGUGCGUAAGCAUUGAGCGUUUGCACUUUGAUGCAUACUUCAUGCAGCCAGGCGCAAAAAGAAGAAGAAAGGAAGCAGGUCUGGUUCGUCACGCUCAAGCAAAAGUUCCAAAUCCAAGAAGUGAGCUUGAUGCGCUGCACCAGACAUGUGCAAGUCCAUUGGACAAUCAUGCCGCGUAAUCGCAAUUUUAUACACGCAAGUAGGUGUAACAGGAUCAAUUCUUGCCAUCUUGAUAAUGAACCCGAAUCGCGUGCAGAACUGCAAUGCGAUCCAUAAUUAUAGAUU